This is a messenger RNA of Aspergillus fijiensis CBS 313.89, 294 nucleotides long. RefSeq lists its product as uncharacterized. The transcript has 2 exons. Lineage: Eukaryota; Fungi; Ascomycota; Eurotiomycetes; Eurotiales; Aspergillaceae. Bases 1 to 294 code for a protein of 97 amino acids. The record is from RefSeq and is a predicted model, not a curated record.
AUGCCCCUUCGAUUUACCCGGGAGGCAAAGUUCAGCGAUUCCAUUCUGUAUAAGUUGAAGCAUAAGCUGAAGCGUUCUGCACGCACCCCUCCUCUGCCAGUACAAUGGACAUGCAAGCAAUCUUACCUGCUCAUCGGGGCGGCUACAGGGCUCUACGGGCCGGUACCCUCGCGCCGCCAUGUCACUUUCCCCGGCAGCUCUCCAGAACUGCAAUUCGCGGCGUGGAAUAACCGAUGCGACCGGGGCUUGACGUUCCUGACACCGGGUGCGAGGGAUGGUAUGGAAUGCAAGUAG